Engraulis encrasicolus (European anchovy) is the source of this 2163-nucleotide messenger RNA. Its product is annotated as neuronal pentraxin-1. The coding region runs from base 1 to 2163 and encodes 720 amino acids. The record is from RefSeq and is a predicted model, not a curated record. The transcript is spliced from 8 exons. NCBI's taxonomy places the organism in Eukaryota, Metazoa, Chordata, Actinopteri, Clupeiformes, Engraulidae.
AUGGCAGCAACCCUCAGAAUUUUAACAGCCAAAGUCAGGUGGGCAGCCAGGCAGAGUCCCCAGGUGGGCAGCCAGGCAGAGUCCCCAGGAGUCCUGGUCGCUGUCCUCGCCGGUCGCCCUUGUUUUCUGGGUUGUUCCUUGUACGGGCGAUACCCGCCACCCUUUUCCCUACUGUAUUUCCUCCUCUGUGCCCUCCUCCUCUCACGGACUACUGGUAGUUUGCCUGGCAUAGAGUUCAAUUAUGGUUCGAACCCCAAAUUUGUCUGCACGCCCAUUCCAGCGGACGCAGACCCCUCCUGCUUCACUCCAGGAGACGGCCAUGCCCCUAGUCCCGCCAAUGGACACAGUGGUAAUGGGCAUAGUAGUGAUCACGGUAGUGGAGGGCACCAUAUCUCAGAUGAUGCCAAAGCCACUAUUCUGCACCUACGGGAGAGUCUGGUCAGACAAAAGGAGACGAUUCUCGACCAGCGAGAGACCAUCCGCGAGCUGACGGCCAAGCUGGCGCUGUGCGACGGGCACCAUGGCCCCGGGCACCACGACCACCAUCACACAGACCACCAUCCCACGGACAGUCAUGGAGCCCAUCACGGGGAUCACCAUGGAGAGCACCACAGCGAUCACCAUGGCGAACACCACGGGGACCACCACGGGGACCCCCACUACCCUUUGAACAGCCAUGGCCAUAGAGAGAAGGGGCCUUACAUGGGCCACCACAGCUUCUCCCCAGAGCAGACUGGGAAGACUUUAACAGCUCUGAAGGAAAAACUAGAGGCCCUGCAGACCCGUAAUUCGACCAGCACAUACUCCAGUUCUCUGAAGGACCUCUUGCAGCGCAGGAUCAGUUUGCUGGAGGAGCAGCUCAGCCAUUACCACAGUUCCCACCAUGGUGAAGCUGGGGGCCACCAUGACGACCACCAUGGCCACGGCAGCCAUGGAGACCACCAUGAUGAUCACCAUGGUGGUCACCAUGACGACCAUCACCCUGACGGUCACCAUGACGAUCACCAUCAUGACCCGCACCAUGACACACACCAUGACUCUCACCAUCAUGGCCGGCACGGUCAUCGCAGCCAUGGUUCUCAUCAUGGUACUCACCAUGGCAGCCACCAUGGAAACCACCAUGGUGCUCACCAUGACACUCACCAUGACACCCACCAUGACCCGCACCACGACACCCACCACGAUGACCACCAUGGCGGUCAUCACAGCACUCAUCAUGACCCCCACCACGAUGUGCACCACGACGACCAUCACCACGGCAGCCAUCAUGACGACCACCAUCCCCACAGUAGCCAUCACGACGACCACCAUCCCCACAGUAGCCAUCACGACGACCAUCACGACGACCAUCACGACGACCAUCACCAUGACGAUCACCAUGGUACUGCGCAUCACGACGACCAUGGACACGCUCCUCUAGCCACUCAUGGAAAACAAGUACCAAGACCUCCAGCGGCGCAGAGUGGGACGCAUGCCAAACUGGACUCGGUUCUGAAUCAACUCCAUCGCAACACUGAACCAGCUGGCCAUCCCAACCUCAAGAGCCCAGAUGCUUUCCAGAUUGGCUUCCCAAUGCGGACCAACUACAUGUAUGGCCGCAUCAAGCGCACGCUCCUGAACGAGAUCUUUGCCCUGACGGUGUGUCUUUGGGUGAAGGGAGGCAAUGGGCCUGGCAUAGGCACCCCAUUCUCCUACUCUGUCCCUGGCCAGGCAAACGAACUGGUGCUGAUUGAGUGGGGCAACAAUCCUAUGGAACUACUGGUCAAUGACAAGGCGGUGACUCUGCCUCUGUCCAUAACUGACAGUAAAUGGCACCACUUGUGCAUUACUUGGUCCACGAGGGACGGUGUGUGGGAGGCGUACCAGGAUGGUGUGAAGAGGGGCGCGGGAGAGAGCCUCUCAGCUUGGCACCCCAUCAAACCCGGCGGAGUUUUCAUCCUCGGCCAAGAGCAGGACACUCUCGGUGGACGGUUUGACGCCACCCAGUCGUUCGUGGGCGAGAUGUCCGAUCUGCAGCUGUGGUCGCGCGUGCUGACGCCACAGGAGAUCAACAACCAGGCUUCCUGCCGAUCCCACCUCACCGGGGACAUCAUCACAUGGAUGGAGUCUGUGGUGGAGUUGCAUGGUGGGGUCACCAAAUACCCAUUUGACCCUUGCCACUGA